CAGAGACUUGUCGGCUAGCCUCUAGACUCUAGAGUACCUAGGUAGCCUCUGCUACUUAUCGCGUCGAGUGGUCAAUGGGUUCCUAUUUCACGGCGUGCUUUGACAGAAGCCAUUGCAGAACCUGCUGGCCCUUUUCUCUAUCCUGCUCUAUUCUGCUCCAAGAUUUUCGUCUUCAUCCAUUUUCGCCAGAGGGAUAGCAGCGCUCCCUAGUAGGUGUACAAUUGUUUGCUUGCUAUCGGGCUUACGUUAGCUGCACAGCCCACCAAAGACUCUGGGUUUCAAGUUCCUGUGCAAUCUGAAGCUGCUCCAUAAUGGCGCCCAGCAACAUUACAAGGAAAAUGCGACCUGCCAGCUGCACUGUCUGCUGGAUGUUGGUGCUCCAGCUGGUGAGCAGUGUUGCUGCAGUCAACAUCAGCCUUCCCACUGACCCCCUGGCAUCACUGCUGGCCUGGCCCCUCCCUGGAACCGUGUUCACCUGGGGAGACACUGUCAACUACCGGGUGGAUCAAGCCAGCUGCAGCGGUGCCACUAUCUCUGCUUAUGAAACUGCCGGCAGCAACCUGUCCAUCGGGCUGACCACUCUUUCCCCCUGCAAUGGGACUGUGGACACGCCGCUUGCGCCUCUCAACAGCGGCAGAUACAACUUUGUCAUCAAGGUGGUGGGUUCCAGCAAUGUCACCUCCGCAGCCAAGGACACGUCCACUGACAGCAUCAGCUAUGCCGUGCUCAACCCCUCAGUGUGGGAAGCAGAGAACACUGAUGCUCUGAAUGGCACCACCCUUAAGAACCAGACCACUCUCGACGUCUCUGGAGGCCUGGACCUGGCUGGCAUCACCAACGGGACCUCCGUGCGCUACGACGGCUGGAACCUGUACAACAUUGACAGCAUCACAGUGCGAGCCUCCUCAGGCAUGGCCACCCCGCUGCAAUCCCUUGGGUCGUUUGAAGUCCGGGUCAACUCCCCAACCGGCAGGCGCAUCGCGCGCGGCGACAUCGCUGGCACUGGCAACUGGUCCACCUACAGGGACUUCACGGUGGGCGUGUUCGACACCAACCAGUACUUCAUCCUAGACUUCGGCGUCCCCACCACCGUCUCCAAGCUCCUCCUCAACUCGACUGGCUCCCCCGGCGACUACCCUCGCAGCUACAUCAUCUUUGUGUCGGAUGACGGCAGGAAUUUCGGCUCCGACUCUGUGCUGUCGGGCAAGGGCGACUCGUCCCUUGUUACCAUCACCUUCCCCGCCCCUGUGACCACCCGGUUCAUCAAGAUUGUGCAGGCGGGCGCGAGCGAGUACCAGUGGUGGUCCAUCCACGAGAUGUACGCGCUCGACGGGCAGGGCGCGCUCCUCGACCGUUCCGGCUGGGCCGCCUCCGCCAGCUCCAGCGGGUCCCAGCUCACUGAGAGCAUGGCCUUCGACGGCAACCUCACCUCCAAGUGGGGCUCCGGCGAGACGCAGCGCUCCGGCGUGGUCUCCCUCCACUUCGUCUUCCUGGCCAAGGGCACCCCGCUGCCCGCCACAGAGCUCUUCCGCAUCAACCGGAUCACUUUCGGGGGCCAGGGGAUUGCCGUCAACCCCAAGCCCCAGACCGGCAACUUCACGCUGCCCUACACCUUCAAUGUGAAUACGUCCUCAGUGGCCGUUUUCACCGACCCCCUGGCCGUGUUUUCCAACUCCUCGGCGGCCGCGCCCACCAGUAUCGGGGUGGCAAACGCCACCGCGGCCGCGAUUACGAUGCUGCCAAACGGCACGGCUAACGGAACCAUGGCUGGUGCGAUUACCAUGCUGCCAAACGGCACGGCUAACGGAACCACGGCUGGUGCGAUUACCGUGCUGCCAAACAGCGCGCCUAACGGCACCGCAGGAAACGCGAGCAUUGCCAUCAACUGCGGGUCGGGCCUGGACCUGACGCUCUCCGACGGGACGGUGUUUGCGGCAGACAACUACUUUGUGGGGGGCAUGAUGCUGACCAACUUGCUCACCUUCACCGGCACGGCCGACCAGGCUCUGUAUCAGAAGGAGCGGUACGGCGCUGCCAACUUCUCGUACCAAAUUCCGGUCCCCAGCGGAAGCUACGUGGUGAGCAUCUUCGAGGCGGAGACGGUGUUCAACGCGUCGCUCAAGCGCGUCUUCGACGUCUUCAUCAACGGCCGGGAGGAGAUCUCGGCGCUCGACGUCUUCAACGCCACCGGGGGGAACCACCGGGCACUCGUUCUGACCCGCACCACGUCGGUGACGACCGGUCUGCUCAACGUCCUGUUCUCGCCCCUGGUGGGUGAGGCCAAGGUGUCGGGCCUUUCCGUUGCCCCCUACGUCCCGGGAAAGAACGUGACGGUGCUGCCCGGGCGGCUCGAAGCUGAGAACUACCGGGCUGGGGGACAGGGCAUCGGGUACUCGGACUUUUCCAAGGGCAACGCUUUCGGAGAUGACGCACGGUUGAACAACUGCACUAACGGGGAUGACGUGGACGUGGGAGCCGCUCUGGAUGUCGUCCCGGGGAAGGGCGUCGAGGCCGGAUGCAUGGUCGGCAUGAUCCUGCCCCACGAGUGGCUGCAGUACGACGUAACGUUCGCCACGGCAGGCCUGUACAGCAUUACGUUCCGCACGGCCAGCAACUCGACCAACCCCAAGCAGGCGCACCUUGAGGUGGACGGGGCAGACAUCACCGGCCCGGUCGUCUUCCCGGCUAUGGGCAGCUGGCAGAUCUUCUCCGAUUCAACUGUGGUGACCAAGACUGUCAUUAGUGCGGGGCCCCAUUUGGUGCGCCUCGUCUUUGACUCGGGCGAUGUCAAUUUCAACUACAUCGACUUCAAGCUUCAGCUUUAGUGUUUUAUUGGGAGCGAGUUGGGUGAUUGGCCGAUGCUUUGUCGACCACAGAAACAGUGACACUGAUCAACACGAGAAUACUGAUCUAUGACGGGUCUGUAUAUUAGCAGGAGUAAUCUAUUGACUGGCACUCUUGUGGUAGGCGAGGUUGCUGCCUAGAGGGUGGGUGUUGUUAUGGUGUUUUGUGUAUUCCAAGCUGUAGCUAGGUGGUAAAACGGAUUGCAAGUUUGUCGUGGACGCGUUGAGUUUCAAAGAGGUUUAUCACUCUCUGACAAGUCCACCAAGUUGUACGAGAGAAGUGGACCGCAAAACAAUGCAGUACUGCAAGCCUUCAAGUAAUUCGUACUUCGUAGGUCGAAGCUGCAAAUCCUCAGGGUCAAGUUAGCGUAGUACAGUACCAUCACAGACAGUCCCGGCCCUAGGAGGUCAUGAAGCUGGUUUGGGUUUCAUAAUAUCUUCACUCGGCAUAGUGUAUCCUUUUCAUGGGAAGCCUCCAUCGGAUCAUUUUGGUCGCAAUCAAA
Molecule: messenger RNA, 3346 nt
Organism: Klebsormidium nitens
Lineage: Eukaryota; Viridiplantae; Streptophyta; Klebsormidiophyceae; Klebsormidiales; Klebsormidiaceae
Source: the annotation of a GenBank genome assembly